Molecule: messenger RNA, 5036 nt
Organism: Mytilus californianus (California mussel)
Lineage: Eukaryota; Metazoa; Mollusca; Bivalvia; Mytilida; Mytilidae
Product: leucine-rich repeat-containing protein 9-like
Exons: 35
Coding region: 169-4683 (1504 amino acids)
Molecular function (GO): protein binding
Source: RefSeq, a predicted model, not a curated record
UUCAAUAUGGCCGACCUUAUGGCCGGAAGUUGGUAAUUUUCUAAUGCGAAGUUUGAAAAUGCAUCAAAUUAGUCUUUUACUGUGUUUUAUUUGUUUCAUAAAUACACUUUUCUGAUAGUUCUCCUUAAGCUAUAGUUCCAAAUAUGAUGUGUUGAAGUAGCUACCACAAUGUCUGUGUCAACAGAUUCUUCUGGUCCUGUAACCAAUGGCAAUGUCACGCCAUCUACAAUAUCAACAGAACCAAGUAAAAGCAACAAAGAUGAAGAGGACGACUGCAUGAAGGAGUUGUGUGCCAAUAAUGGAAUUAACUACAGUAAGAUACAGAAUGGAGAGAUUUGUAAUGUGGACAAACUUGAGAUGUUCUUUUCUGGAUAUCCUAAAAUUAUUGGCAUGAACCUCUUUCCCAGUCUCAGUUGUUUGGUUAUAAUGGACCAACAGGUUGCAAAGAUUGAGGGUCUGUCAUCUUUAGCUCUCCUUAGGGAGCUGUGGAUCUGUGAUUGUCAAAUCAAGAAAAUAGAAAAUUUGGAGGCAAACAAAAAUUUAAGGAAACUCUACUUAUAUGGAAACAAAAUUGAAAUGAUUGAACACUUGAACCAUUUGGGAGAGCUUGAGAUCCUAUGGUUAAAUGAUAAUUCUAUUGUUAAUAUUGAGAAUAUUUCCUUGCUGAGCAAACUGAAGCAGUUGAAUUUAGCAGAAAACAAAAUAACUAGAAUAGGUCAUACGUUAGACAGUAAUAAACGGCUGGAAGAUUUGAAUUUGUCAGGAAAUAAUAUUACCUCACUCAGGGAAUUGACUCAGUUAAUGAGGUUACCAGCCUUACACAGUCUUAGUUUAAAGGACCCAAUGUACACUCCAGCACCAGUCAGUCUGUUGUGUAAUUACUCUACCCAUGUUCUGUUUCACUUACCAACCCUCACUAAACUAGACACAUAUGAUGUUAGUAAAACAGUAACUGAUGUGGCAGAGGCUACAGUGAUGAAGAAAAGAAUGUACUAUCACAUGCGUGUGAAGACCGUUCACAGAAAUAUGACUGAUAUUCUGUCAAAAAUGGAUGUGUAUAAAACCAAAUUAGAAGAAUUUCCAUAUGAAAGAAUAAAAUCCUUGUAUAAUGUGCUGAAAGAAAUUGAAACAGAAUUAGAAGACACUUGGGAUUUAAAUGUUGACCUUGACUUUGAAGAGGUUGUUGACCUUGAAAAAAUGGAUAUUGCAACACAGGCCAAAGCACAGAAAUUAGAGGAAACAGGCAGUUUUGUAGCUAAACAUACAUGUCUAAAAGAAAGAAUUAGAAAUUGGGAAAGAAAGUGCCAUGAAAUUGAGUGUUUUUACAAUGAGGCUGCUGCAAGAAUAAAGAAAAGUGCUGAUGUUAUUGUUAAUAGAAUGUUAAUAGAACUAGAAUCUGGAGGAAAUGUCCGCUUUGAAGAGGGUUCACCUACAGAUAUCUGGUUUUCUUCAUGUCAUGAUUUGGUGCUAUCAAGAUUUUGUGCUAGUGAUUAUAAGGAUCACAAUGUAUCAGGAAUCAAAAUCCACAGAAUUAUACGUAUACAUAACAGGAUGUUACGGACACGGUUUGACGAUAUCUUGUCUUCCAUAGUGGAUGAUCCUGAUGGAGAAUACUAUCCAUGUAACAGGAAUACAGGCUACAGAAAGUUGUUAGAAUAUUUGUUUUGGAUGCAGGACCCACAGUUAUCUAAUGGUGCUAAUGAACCAGGACAUUUGUUAGAGGAAGGUUUCCUAGAGGCUCAAACAUAUAGUGAUUUGGGAAGAGAUGGUGCUGUUUCUCUUAGUAAUAGUUUGAGUUUAGCAGAUAGACAUAGGAUAGAACAUUUAACCAAGAAUGGCAAGAAUUCCGAAUAUAGUGACUCGUGUCCAUUUAGAUAUGGUCAGUUGGUUAUUUCUAAAGUUUAUCUUGGUAAAAGUGUUAAAGCUUUAGAUGAUAGACAAAUAAGCAAAAGUUCAUAUCCAAAAAUAGAUGCUGUGUUCAAACCAAGGAAGAUGUGUAUUUCUAAUGAAGGUGAUACUCUAUGUGAAUGUAGUGCCAGACAAUGUGAGUGGUAUUUAUUUGACAACAGACUUGUACUGCCAGAAUAUGUAGUAGAGUUUGAAUACGUCACAAAGUUUAGAUCCAAGUCGCCUUUUAAUUACUUCAAUGAUAUGUUAUUGGACAAUCGAGAAUGUCGGUUACCAGCAGUACCUCAUUCAGAGGAUGACAAGUCAGCUGAUGAUGAUGUCAUAAACAUGGAACCUCAAUGUAAACCUAGACCAAGGUUGAUAGCCUUGACAGAAGAACUAGUCUUGAAACUUGCCAAUGUAGAUAGUAUGUCCAGUAUCACAUCAUUAAAUCUCCAUGGAAACGCAUUGUCAAAGUUAAAACCAAUACAUAGUCUACAUAACCUGAAGCGUCUGGUGGUCAGUGGUAACGAGUUAACCAAACUGGAUGAGUUGUCUAAUAUGUGUAUUGAAUAUUUAGAUGUUAGUUUCAAUAAAAUAUGUACAUUGGAUGGUCUGAAGAAUGUCCACAAGAUGAAGUUUUUAGAUUUAAGUUGGAAUAAACUGUGCAAUACAAGAGAAGAUUUAUCAAUACUAAGGAAACAUGUGCCGCACCUGCUGAUACUGGACACAAGACAUAAUAACUGGCAAAAGCCAGAAAAUAUUCGUCUUAGAAUCAUAGGAAGAUUAAAGUCGCUGACAUUAUUAGAUGGCUCUUGUGUAUCUGAGACUGAGGCUACAGGUGCAUUACGUAUUGCAGCUGGUUCUCGGAUAUCCCAUUUGUCGUUACUGACACAUACACGGACAGACAACAAUAAACCCAGAUCAUUAAGUCUGAUGACAACACCACAUAUACUGGAGAAAAUCAGUCGGAGUAAACCAGAGAAAAUAAAUGAACAUGAUAGCCACUGGUUUCUCAAGGUUACAUCGCUAAACUUAGACAAACAGCAUUUAACAAAGUUAUCAGGACUGGAAAAACUAGAUAAUCUAAAGUGGGCAUCUUUUGCUGACAAUGAUCUCACUAAGAUAGAGGGACUUGAAAACUGUUUAAAGUUACAAGAAUUAUAUUUGGAUAAUAACUGUUUAUCAAAGCUAGAGGGAAUCGGUAAACUGAGUCAGCUACGCAGAUUAAGUCUGGACUCAAACUAUAUCUCCACACUAGAAAAUACAGGGAUCCAGUUUCUCAAUUGCUUGUGUUAUCUGUCUUUGGAGAAUAACAAAAUUGUCUCACUUGCUGGUGUACAGAAACUGAUGUCAUUGGUAGAGUUAUAUGUGGGCAAUAAUAUACUGAAUUCUGUUCGAGAAAUCUUCUUUUUGAAGACAUUACCCAAUCUGGUGAUUAUAGACAUGUAUGGAAAUCCUGUUGUACAUGAAAUGGAUAACUACAGACUGUUUAUUAUUUACCAUCUAAAGACAUUAAAAGCUUUGGAUGGAUUAGCCAUUGAAGCAACUGAGGGUAGUAUAGCCAAGGAUACUUUUGGUGGUCGGUUGACGCCAGAUUUUGUUGCAGAGAAAUUAGGUCAUUCUAACUUUGAAGAUGUUAGAGAACUAGAUCUGCCAAACAGUGCCAUUCGUAUUGUUGACUUGGGUCUCAAUGAUACAUUCCUCAAUCUUAGAAGCGUCAAUCUUGAGCACAACAAUUUGACAUCAUUUAGUGGACUGAUUCAUCUUCCAAAUUUACGGGUACUUUGUUUAAAUCACAAUCAUAUCGAAUGCAUCAUGCCUCGUCCUAAGCCACAACAGAACAAAAGAGUUGCCAUUGUAAGCACAAUAUCCAAUAACAGAGCAGGAGAUUUCUUUAACAAUAACAGUACAGACUCUAUGACACCUGUUAUGGAGAGCUUAGAGGUUUUACAUCUUGGGUAUAACAAUAUAAAAGAUAUGGCUGCUUUACAGUUAGGUAGACUUACAUCACUCAAGGCUUUGUUUUUACAAGGGAAUGAAAUACUGAAAGUAGAAGGAUUAGAGGGACUGCAUGACUUAAGAGAAUUAGUGCUGGAUAGAAAUAAGAUAAAGAACAUUUUUGAGACCUCUUUUAUUAACCAAUGGAAUUUACAGGAACUUCAUAUUGAAGAGAAUCGUAUUAGAGAUUUAUCAAAUUUACAUUGCUUAGAACAUCUGCAGAGGCUUUACCUUGGAUCUAACAGAGUUCAGGAAGUAUCAGAACUGGAGAAGUUAGAUGGUUUAGUAAACAUGAUAGAAAUAUCUUUGGUCAACAAUCCUGCUGCCAGACGUCAUCUUCACAGACCACUGUUAGUGUUCAGAUUAAAACAGUUACUGGUUAUUGAUGGUAUACCUGUCAAUGAGGAAGAAAGGACCAAAGCUGAAUUGUAUUACAUGGACCAACAACAGGUUAACAUGGUUGAGGGAACACUGCCAGGAAUCAGUCAGUAUAAAACACAGGUACCAGUGAAGGUUACAACGAUGCAUCUAGGUUCUUCGCCCAUCUGGAAUGGAGGUGCCAUAUAUGAUGAAAAUACUCCUGAGGCACUACAGAGAGGUGGGGGUAGAAGAAGAGGAAAUAGUAAAACAGACAAUGGUACAGGUGUUUUAAAUCGUGGAAACACGAUUGUAGCACCGGGUUAUGGAGGCAUGCGUCACUAUCUAAAUCAAAUACCAUAUGUCACGCCACCUUCACAGAGCGAGUAUGUUGAGUGGUUUUCCAGGAUUAACCAGGCCAAAAACAACAAAAGAUAGCUAUGUGAUGGAGAAAAUAAAUGAUGUUAAAGAAUGGUUGUGAGCAAUCUUCAAAAACUGUAUUCCAGCUUAAUCAUAAUACAUUCUAUUGCAAAUCUGUCCACAUGCAAGUCUUCAGAUCUGAGCAUUGUUCUGCAUAAUAAGUCUGUGAUACAUUUAUAGUAGAAUAGCUUUAGUUUUGUGAUGUGGUUUCAAAAUUUCCAUGAAGUCUCUCUUAUAAAAGAUGACUGAGUCUCAUGAAAAGAUGAAAUUUAUAAAUGGGGCAUCCUUAUUUUACUGUUUAUCUUUAAAAUGUCACCCUCAUAUUCUCUUCUACAAUAAAUUUCCCAUAAUUGAUCAGUCGAAGAUUGAAA